Messenger RNA from Stylonychia lemnae, 2475 nucleotides. The record is from the annotation of a GenBank genome assembly. NCBI's taxonomy places the organism in Eukaryota, Ciliophora, Spirotrichea, Sporadotrichida, Oxytrichidae.
AUGAAUUAUAGCAGUGGUAAUGCAGAUAAGGACUUAGCUAGAAAUUACAAGAGCUAAACCCAUAAUUCUGAUGAUAGCAUCAUUAGCAAGCUCAACGAAUUGAAAUAUGCAUUGCAAAAAAAGGGUAAAAUAAGCGAAGAAGAGUACCCAUUCAUAAAUUGCAUCUCUUAUGAAGAAAGGAAAAAAGAUGAGUUAAUCAUUUCGAAAGACGAUGAAAUUGUAGAUAUGUAUAUUGUCCUUAAAGGCAGAAUAAAGGUUUCCGCAUUUCCACCUGCUGAAGUUCAUAAAGAACUUAAUGAGAGAGAUUAGUUCGACAUCAUUAGCUAAAUAAACAUUUUCAAGACCGUAAAGCCAUGCUAAACUUUUGGAAAUUUUUCUUGUUUUUCUCCAGACAAAGGAUGGAAGAGUAUUUAUGCAUAUCCUGAGGGUGAGGAUGCUGAGUUACUAAAAAUUGAUUUUCAAAGUCUUAAAAUACUUUUUGAAGAGUAGAAUGAGGAAUAAAAGAAAUUUGAGAUGCUUGCAUUUUUAAGUGAUUCUAUCCCAGGAUUUAAGUAUAGAGCAAAGAAGGAAAAAUUUAUAAAAUACUUUGAGAAAAAGGUUUGUAGUUUUAUGUUAAAAUAAUUAUAGACAUUUAAACCUGGUCAUGUUUUAAUUCGAGAAGGAGAGAGAAGUGAAUUCGCUUAUAUUGUAAAUAUUUGCAGUGUAAUAGGAUACUUUAGUUAAAUACAUAAAGCUAAGAAGCCUAAUUAGAGGACAGUCGUUAAUACUAAUGGAUACUUUUCUCACACACUAAAUUCAUUUUAAAUUGGUAUAAUUGAGGAGAAACAAUGGGCAGGGGAUGAGAUACUUGCUAGGAAAGAUGAACCCUUUUUGUAUUCUGUUGUUUGCUAAACUUGCGUUGAACUGCUAUGCAUUUCGAAGGCGGAUUUAACUAAUUCUUCGAAGAUAAAUAAGGAUAUACAGGAGUAACUUAGAGAUAAAGCUCAGAAAAAACUUGAGUGGGUGACUAAAAGAUUUAUAGAUAUUUGUCUUGGGGUAGAGAAUAUUUCAAGGUGGGAUAAUAUUUAUGAAGAAUUUAAAGAAAAAGUUAAUGAAGCUGCAAGGAGGUUCCCAAAGGCAAAUCACUAGGCAUUAAUGAGUUUUAUAAAUAAUUUACCAGAAACAAAGAAAAGUUUAGAUGAGGUCGUGAAUCAAUUCUAAAACCCACCUGAAAACAUUAAAGCAGUUCUUGAUAAAACUUCCAUAAAGUAAAAUAGUAAUUAAUCAAUGAUAUUACCAAAUCAUACUUUGGGUACAAUAAACCAAUCUAAUAUGCAAAGUCCUUUGAUUAAUAAAAGAAUGUCCUUCGCACAUAAGACAAUAACACUAAGUCCUAAAGAUUAUGGUGGAAGACCUAAGACAGCAGUUCAUAGUAGCAUUGAUUAGACAAAUACAUCUUAUUAUGGAGGCUUCUUUAACACAUAAGCUAAUUUUCAAAAGUAGAUAAUAGAUCAAUAAAUGAGAACUUCAUAAGUUGUUUCUCCAAAAGAUAUUGUAAGAGAUAGUUAACAAAGCAUGGAUAUGGGGUUUGUUAAUCAUAUAUUGACUAAUGAUAAUCUUAGACCUCAAUCUUAAGGAAAUAUUUCGCAAUAUGAGCACCUUUAUUAACCUUCAUUUGUUAUAAGGCCAAAUACAUCAGGAUUAAUGCUUGGUGGAUUGCAUACCAAUAAUAUGAGCUAGAGUGCAUUGAAUAUCACUUCUUAAAGAUAUUCUCAAAUAAACUCAUAGAUUAAACCAAGUAAAUCAUCAUUCACGCUUCAUAAUUAAAAGAAUUAAUCAAUACUUUUGAACACUAUGCAACCAGGUGGAUUUUCUUAAACUAAAAUGUCUCUAACACCAAAUAAUUUAGCUCAAAUUCCAACUCUUAAAAAUCUAGCACAAACUCCAAUGUAAUAAAAGAAUCCUCAGAAAAUAGCUAUGGAGAGUGCUUCAACAUUUGUCAUAAGUCAUGAUUAAAAAUAUACAGUGCCGACAUUCUCAAAACUUCAGUUGGCUAAAAGAUAAAAUUACGAAAAAAUAAUUAAAUUUCGUCAAGACUCCAAAUAUAAUAAAAAGUAGAAUUCUUCAGAAAUACUUGAGAAACUUAAGUAAGGAAUGGUAGAAAAACAUUAAACUUUCAUUUUAAGUGAUCAUACUGUGUAAGUAAAAACUAGAUUAAAGAGAUAAAUUACUCCUAAUUUCGUAAACUAAUGGGCUGAGCAAAAUAAUCUUGAUUUACUAGAGAUAUCAAAUCCCGAACUUGCAAAAAAGAAGCAAAAAUAUAUCGAAAAAUAAUAAAGUCUUCAAAGAGCAAUCUAGAACUAGAAUGGAGGAAUUAACAUAAAUCAUAAUCACUUAAGUCAACAAUAAAAAUUUCAAAGUAGAGAAUUAAACAGAAAACUUACAGUUUCUUAAAACAAAAUAGUUCAACAAUAAGCUUCAAGUAAGCUCAGAUGA